Molecule: messenger RNA, 565 nt
Organism: Erpetoichthys calabaricus (reedfish)
Lineage: Eukaryota; Metazoa; Chordata; Cladistia; Polypteriformes; Polypteridae
Product: cilia- and flagella-associated protein 20-like
Exons: 5
Coding region: 1-531 (176 amino acids)
Biological process (GO): cilium assembly; positive regulation of cell motility; regulation of cilium beat frequency involved in ciliary motility
Cellular component (GO): ciliary basal body; motile cilium
Source: RefSeq, a predicted model, not a curated record
AUGUUUUUUGUCUUUUGUGAGGUCCGAAAUGGCCACAUAAAAAGAAUUACAGACAAUGACAUUCAGUCCCUGGUGCUAGAAGUUGAAGGAACCAAUGUCAGUACCACCUACAUCACUUGUCCUACUGAUCCGAAGAAAGGUUUGGGAAUUAAGCUUCCAUUUUUAGUAAUGAUUAUAAAAAAUUUAAAAAAAUACUUCACUUUUGAGGUGCAGGUUGUAGAUGACAAAGACAUGCGUAGGCGUUUCCGUGCCAGUAACUUUCAGAGUACCACGAGAAUCAAAACCUUCAGCUGCACAUUGCCUUUAAGAUUAGAUGAAGGAUGGAACUACAUACAGUUCAAUCUGCCUGACUUCACAUGGCAGACAUUCAGGACAAAGUAUAUUGAGACCCAUCGUGUUCAGAUACAUGCAAAUUGCCGAAUAAGAAGGGUUUAUUUCUCAGACAGACUUUAUUCAGAGGAUGAACUGCCUGCUGAGUUCAAGCUGUACCUGUCUAAAUCCAGACACAGAGAAUUACCUCCUGGAUCUUAAAACCAACUUGAACACAUCUAAUAUUAAGAAGGGG